AUGCAGCUUCUCAACGUGCUCUUCUUGGCCGUGGCCUCGUCCGCUUCUGCCACUCCCGUCGCCGCAGAGGGGGCCAGCGACCCUCAAGUUGAUGGUACCGGCGUUAUCUUCUACGAGCAUAUUCACUAUCGCGGCUUCUCCUACGAAAUUCCUAGCACUGGUCGAUGCUGGCCACUUCCAGAAAAUCUGCAACCAAAAGGCGCCAAGAGGUAUCCUCUGUUCUGUUCCGGUCCGGCGGAGUUAGCUGCGCGCUCUACAGGCAAGUUGCGACAAUGUUACCGCCCGAGUAAGCAACAACGCCCACUGACGGUCGAAUACCACAGAAACACCUUUUGCUUUCCCCCGGUGCUAUAUGCAGGUCUUCAGGGGUCGGUUAGCGAUCUCCACAAUCUCGGACUCGGUGAUGAGGUUGGAUCCGUUUACUGUGCCCUCUACCAAGACGACCUGUAG
Cordyceps fumosorosea ARSEF 2679 is the source of this 450-nucleotide messenger RNA. RefSeq lists its product as hypothetical. Lineage: Eukaryota; Fungi; Ascomycota; Sordariomycetes; Hypocreales; Cordycipitaceae. The transcript is spliced from 3 exons. The record is from RefSeq and is a predicted model, not a curated record. The coding region runs from base 1 to 450 and encodes 149 amino acids.